Molecule: messenger RNA, 1975 nt
Organism: Schizosaccharomyces octosporus yFS286
Lineage: Eukaryota; Fungi; Ascomycota; Schizosaccharomycetes; Schizosaccharomycetales; Schizosaccharomycetaceae
Product: signal recognition particle receptor alpha subunit Srp101
Exons: 3
Coding region: 192-1829 (545 amino acids)
Biological process (GO): SRP-dependent cotranslational protein targeting to membrane
Cellular component (GO): endoplasmic reticulum membrane; signal recognition particle receptor complex
Molecular function (GO): GTPase activity; GTP binding; signal recognition particle binding
Source: RefSeq, a predicted model, not a curated record
CUAUUUACCUCGGUUCAAUUCUUUAACACUUUAAGGGGCUGCGCUAUGGUCCUUUAUCUAAUGAAGAUAGCUACACUUUGAGCUUUUAUGAACAGAGAAACGCAAACGCUGUGCACCUCAAAAUUCAAGUUUUCUUUACUUAUUUUAUGGAUUAAUAGAAGAAAUUGAGGAUUAUUGCUCAGGAAUUAAAUAUGUUAGACUUAUUUGCGAUUAUAACAAAAGGAGGCAUAGUCCUUUGGAAAACGUCUGAUUCAGCUGCCUGCCAGAAAUGUUUACAGGUGUUGUUUUAUGAAGCUUUCUUAAGUGAACGAAAGAAUAUGGAGACUACAUUUCAUCAAGAUCGGUUUACGAUACAAUUCCAAGAGUCAAUUCAAAACGGCAUUGUUUUUGCGGUCGCCUUCCAAGACGCAAAAGCUGAAGCUUUUACGCAGAGCUUGCUGAAUAGUAUGCAUAACAUAUUCAUUAAUUUAUAUCAGGAACAGCUGAAAAACAAAGAUUUCCCAUCCGAGGACGAUAUCAUAAGAAAUUUCGUCCCAUUAUACAACGCUAAAUUGUCCCAGUUAAGUAAGGUGUCCGACAAAGAGAAUCUGACUUCAAAUGAGGUCAAUCGUCAAGAAAAAAACAAGGCAUUACCUCGUCAACAGCCUCGGCAAAAGAUGCACACCUCAAAACAAGCUCCAUCCACUAGCAAAAAAGGAAAAAAAGAGCUUCGAAGAUGGGAUGAUCAGUUGACAAAUGAAGAAGAAGAGGCUCUAAAUUAUUCUGGUAACGUUUCGAAUGAAGUUCCUAGCUCUUCGCAACUGUCAAAUGUCGUUGGUGAUACAAAUUUUCAGAAAACAAAAAAGGGUGAGGUUGUUAUUGGCGAUUUAGAAACCGAUCCAAAUCAAAAUUCCGCUACCACCUCAUCGUCAGCCUUUUCAUUUUUCUCUGGACUGAUUGGUGGUAAGUACUUAAAAGAGGAGGACUUGGAUCCUGUUCUUAAGAAAGUACAAGAACACAUUGUCCAAAAAAAUGUUGCCAACUCAAUUAGUCUUGAACUAUGUAAAUCGGUUAAAAAGUCGUUGAUUGGUAAAAAAGUGAGCUCUUUUGAAUCAGUCAAACAAACGGUAAAUGAUGCCUUCCGCGAAACACUUACUCAAAUCCUUACUCCAAGCACAUCUUUAGAUCUUUUGCAUAGUAUCCGUGCCGUCCAAAAAAAUGAAGAUAGACCCUACACCAUAUCUUUGAUUGGUGUUAACGGAGUGGGCAAAUCUACCACGUUGGCGAAGCUUGCUUACUGGCUUUUAUCAAACAACUUUCGGAUUCUAGUCGCCGCUUGUGAUACUUUUCGUUCUGGAGCUAUUGAACAGUUAGGGGUGCAUGUAAAAAACCUUCAAUCUCUUAAAGGAAGUUCUAUUGAGUUAUUUGCUCAGGGUUAUGGAAAAGAUUCUAGUUUUGUCGUAAAAAAUGCCGUUGAUUAUGCCAAAAAAAAUAGCUUUGAUGUAAUUUUAAUUGACACCGCCGGUCGGAGACAUAAUGACCAAAGAUUAAUGGGUUCUCUAGAAAAGUUUACCAAAGCUACUAAACUCGACAAAAUUUUUCAGGUUGCUGAAGCUUUAGUUGGUACUGACUCUUUAGCUCAAGCCAAACAUUUUCAGGCAUCAUUAUACCACCGUCCUCUUGAUGGAUUCAUCAUUUCAAAAGUUGAUACAGUUGGAAAAAUGGUGGGUGUCAUGGUCGGUAUGGUGUAUAGUGUGCGAGUUCCUAUUGUUUUUGUUGGCGUAGGCCAAAUGUACAGCGAUCUCCGUACAUUAUCUGUUGAUUGGGUGGUGGAUCAGCUUAUAAAAUAAAAGAUCCUACAGACCUUGAUUCACUUUAAUUAUGAGUUUAGUUGCUAAAGAGUAUAAAUCAUCGUAAAGGAGUUAAUAGCUGUCUCCACUUCUUAAUUAAUAAAGUCCUUAUAUGAUUUUUGUUUCUAAAUGGGUUAACUGCCUUU